AUGGUUCGCAAGAGACAACAGACGCCUUUUCGAAAAAGCGUUGGUACUUCGGCAAAAAGCACCAAAGAGCCGGAAAAAAUCGAAGAGACUACUGAUACUGGAGAUGAUAUGAAGCGGCAGAUGAUGCAGAUGAUGGGAAAAUUUCAGAAAUUUGUGGCUUCUGAUUCUCAGCAGGCUCGGAAGACUGCCCCAAAACAGGAUCAAGGAAAAAAUGGGCAGAAGGAAAAGAAAGAACUGGUCCUCGAAAACAUCAACCAAGCAAUUUCAGCGAUGGAAAGUUACAAGGCUAACUUCGUGAAAAUGGACACCCUGCUCGAAAAAAUCAACGCAAUAGGAAAAAACAAGGAAGACGCGAAUCCUCAAGAAAUCUUGAACGAGACUCUUCGAGAAUUGGAGACGAAGCAACAAGACGAGGAAGGAAUUCUCAUCUGA
This is a messenger RNA of Oikopleura dioica, 432 nucleotides long. The record is from the annotation of a GenBank genome assembly. Lineage: Eukaryota; Metazoa; Chordata; Appendicularia; Copelata; Oikopleuridae.